AUGACAGAAGUGAAAGGAACUCCCAUCAUUAAAGGUUCACGAACAAUGCAAAUAACGGGAAUAUAUAAAGGUAAAGCAAUCAUUAUUAAAGAUUCAUACACUGUUAUAAAUAAGAAGCUUAAACUAUUUCCUGAAAUGUUUCAUUUGCAGUGUGGUGAAAAGGAAGUAUUUCCGUAUCAAUAUUAUUCAAGCUCUUUAUUAGCAAAUGACAACAGAACUGGUGUCAUUUCUGAAGCGUGUAAGUUUAUCCAGGAUGCGGAUACGUUCAUGAAAAACAUAGAUUCCAUCAAAGGUUGCAGAAUAGAUGAAAACCACUUCGACUUAGAAAAGUAUAGCACAUUUUAUUGCAAACAAUAUGUAAGAAUUUUAAGAGAAGGUUUUGUUAAGUUCCGCAAUGACAUAUUAAAAGAAUUUGAUUUAAACGUUUAUGACUACGUUAGUAUUUGUUCAAUUGCUAACAAAUUAUUUGAGAACAGAGUGUACUUCCCGAAUGGAAAUUUAUAUGACCUCUCAAAUAAACCAAGAGAAUUUAUUUCACGCUGUAUUCAAGGUGGAAGAUGUAUGCUGUCAGAUAACAUGAAACAAAAGAGUAAAGAGAAACUCAUUGCUGAUUUCGACGCUGUUUCAUUAUAUCCAUCAGCUAUAGCAAGACUCUAUACUUUAGAAAGUAUACCGAAAGUAUUGAAGAAAGAAAUGUUAAGCACAGAGUAUCUCAUGAGACAUUUAUUCGAUGAUGACCAAAAGGAACCCAUUGGUGAAAAGUUUAUGUCUGGCUUCUUUGUUCUCAUUAAGAUAACAGAGAUUGGAAUACAUAGACACUUUCCUUUAAUAGUUUGUGACCCUGAACUAAAUCCAGAACUUAACGUUCCCAGAAGUUCAAACACUUGCUGUUUAAUGUAUGUUGACCAUAUAACAUUACAAGACCUCAUAAAAUAUCAAGGUGUCAAAUGUGAAGUGUUGCAAGGAUACUAUUACGAUGGAAACAGAGAUAUUAGAAUAAGAGAUGAAGUAAAGAAGUUGUUUGAGUUAAGGUUAAAGUAUAAGAAAGAAGGAAAUCCUUUGCAAGAAAAUAUAA
Trichomonas vaginalis G3 is the source of this 1075-nucleotide messenger RNA. RefSeq names its product organellar and viral DNA polymerase type B. Gene Ontology annotation, molecular function: nucleotide binding; DNA binding; DNA-directed DNA polymerase activity. Gene Ontology annotation, biological process: DNA replication. The annotation marks the transcript as partial. NCBI's taxonomy places the organism in Eukaryota, Parabasalia, Trichomonadida, Trichomonadidae. The transcript has a single exon. The record is from RefSeq and is a predicted model, not a curated record.